Oppiella nova is the source of this 3195-nucleotide messenger RNA. Lineage: Eukaryota; Metazoa; Arthropoda; Arachnida; Sarcoptiformes; Oppiidae. The record is from the annotation of a GenBank genome assembly.
AUGAAUGCGUCAUUCAAUGCAUGUCUCGCUCUCUCCUCUUCCGAACUCUUCUCUCAGUUUCAGAGAAGAGACGACGCGAUGAACGACGAGACGCGACAACCGGACGACCAGAAGGAAUUCCUCCCAAAAGCCGACCACAAGUCCAAUGAUUUGCAGAAACUGCAACAACAGUACGCGUCGCGCGAACGCCUGUCCCUUCUGCGCUCCGUCGUCGCCAUCUCCGCCCUUCACGCGCUCUCCUAUCUCCUCUUCCGCCACCUCGUCGCCGCCUCCUUCGCACCCUCCGCCUCCCUCUGCCUCCUGCUCGCGCUCCUCGCCCUGCUCCUCCUUCUCGCCCUCCUGUGCCUCCUGCCCCCGCCCCUCCUGCUGCCGCACGCCUCCUUCGCGGCCGUCGCGUGCGUCGCCUUCCUUCUCUGUCUCGUCGUCUCUCUCGUCGCCUCCGGCCUUGACUUCGAUCGCCUUCUGUCGUCGCGUCGCGCGCUGACGCCCUUCUGGUCGCUGUUCGCGGUCCUCAUCGCACAGACGAUGCUUCCGCUGACAAUGAAGACGACGCUCGCGAUCCAACUCUGCGUCCUUUCCGCACAACUCGUCGUCUCGAUUGUCGUCUUUGCGCGACUCGACUCCGACUCCUCGCAACUCGAGACCCAAUUCCUCGCAUGUGACGCUCUCCUUCUGCUCCUCUUUCUCGGCGUUUCUCUCUUUCAGCGCCGACUCUUCGACAAAGAGCGCGAAAACGUCUUUCGCGGCGCUCAGCGACUCAUCGACGAAAGGGUUCGCCUCGAGUUCGAGCGCGAGCAACAGGAACAGCUCCUCCUAUCCGUCAUUCCCGCGUAUAUCGCGGCCGAAGUGCGCUCUCGAAUCCUGCGCCGAAUGCAAGACUCGCUCACUUCGGACGGCGCCCACAAACCCUCCCAACGCUUCCACGAACUCUAUGUCCAGCGCCACAACAACGUGUCGCUCCUGUACGCCGAUAUCGUGAACUUCACGCCCCUCUCGAGCGCGCUCUCGGCCUCCGAACUCGUGCGCACUCUCAACGACCUCUUCUCGCGCUUCGACCAAUUGGCGCAACAAAACCAUUGCUUGCGAAUCAAAAUCCUCGGCGACUGUUAUUACUGCGUUUCCGGUCUUCCCGUCUCGCGCCCCAACCACGCCGUCAACUGCGUCCAUAUGGGGCUCGCGAUGAUCGCCGCCAUCAAAACGGUCCGCUACCAGACGGGCGUCAACGUGGACAUGCGAAUUGGCGUCCACUCGGGAAACGUCUUGUGCGGCGUCAUUGGUCUCCACAAAUGGCAAUACGACGUCUGGAGCGAUGACGUCACGCUCGCCAACCACAUGGAGUCGGGCGGCGUGCCCGGGCGAGUUCACGUGACUGAAGACACUCUUCGCCUAUUGGACGACAAGUUCGACUUCGAGCCGACAGACGGCCAAUCACGAGACGGAUAUCUCGCCGAACAUCGCGUCCAGUCCUUCCUCAUCGUCGCGCCAAAGGAACCCGACAUCGAGUACGAGCCGCGCGCCGUCGACCGCCGGAAGCGUUCCGUUUGCGCGGCGGCCGUCAAGCGGACGAACAAAUGGACGGAAUGCGGCUUUUCGGCCGACGCACCCUUCGCAAACGUCUCGGAGCGGGUUAUCGCCAAAAACGUUACGCAAACCAGCAUUGCACUCAUCGAGACGAGUCUUUUGCCGCCAAACGAGUCCUGUUUCCGACUCUUCGGCCAAAACCACGAAAUCAAUCCGUUGUGUCUUCACUUCCAAAAGGCUUCUCUCGAAUCUCAAUACCAAUUGCAGAGACUCUCAGACUUUGCGCUCAAUUUGAACUCCGUUUCCGUCGUCUUCUUCGUCCUCACUCUCAUCCAACUCAUUCUCGUGCCCACGAACUGGACCUCUUUGGCGCUCAUCGGUUCGACUUCUCUCAUCCUUUUGGUCGUCGUUUCGCUUCUAAACCUCCAGAACCUCCUCUUCCCCUCCUCGCGCCUGCCCACCGCCUCCGCUCUGCCACCCGACGCCGCCGCCGACGCCGAGAACGCCCUCUGCUGUCCACUUCCGGCCCUCCGGUCGCCGAAAGGCGUUCGAAUCGUUUGUUCCGUUUUGGCGGCCGUUUUCAUAGUCACUGAAAACUGUCUCACUUUCGCUCUCCUUCACUGCCAACACACGCCCCGCCCCCUCAACGCCACCCUCCACGCCCCCGACGACACCCCCUGCGCACACCUCCUGCGCCAUUACCUUCUCGUCUCUCCGCCCGUCGUUUUGCUCGCGAUUUCGCUCUUCUUUUUCCUCGGAUUUCUCCUCAAAACGCUUCUAAUGUUCGCCUAUUUGGCGGCCGUUCUCUGCAUCCAACUCUCACGUGACCACUCGCUCCCCGCCGACGCCCCAGAACUCUACCUCUUCUGCGCGGCGCUCGUCCUGUGCUUCCAUUGGCGCGACCGCUGCCUCGAGCGCGCCUCCCGCUCGCACUUCCUGUGGAGGGCCCGCCUGGGCGUCGAACAGGCGGACGUGGAGGUCAUGGGCGGCAUCAACAAAAUCCUUUUGGAGAACAUUCUUCCGCAACACGUCGCCAAACACUUCCUCCUCUCGGCGCCCACUCUCUAUCACGAGCGAUACGCGUCGGUGGGCGUCAUGUUCGCCUCCAUUCCCAACUUCAAGGAGUUCUACGACGAGAAUGACGUCAAUAAACAGGGCUUGGAAUGUCUGCGACUUCUCAACGAAAUUGUCUGCGAUUUCGACAAACUUCUGGAGAAACCCAAGUUCUCGUGCGUCGAGAAGAUCAAAACCAUCGGAUCCACUUACAUGACGGCCGCCGGUCUCACUCCGGGCGCCGACUGUCCGAACGCCGCGCAACGGCCGCGCCAUUCCGUCGUCUCAUUGGUCGAGUUGGCGGUCGCGCUUUCGGCCGCUUUGACGCAAAUCAACAAAGAGUCGUUUCAACGCUUCAAACUGCGCGUCGGAAUAAAUCACGGACCGGUGAUCGCGGGCGUCGUCGGCGCCAACAAACCUCAAUACGACAUCUGGGGAAACACAGUGAACGUCGCCUCGCGAAUGGACAGCACGGGACAGAUGGGGCGCAUCCACGUGACGGAGGACACGGCGCGCGUGCUGGAGGAGGAGGGGUACGCGUGCGAGAGCAGGGGUCAAAUCAAAGUGAAGGGGAAAGGCGUGUUGGAGACGUAUUUCGUGCAAAGUUCGCAAUUUGCGUGA